Messenger RNA from Osmerus eperlanus (European smelt), 5685 nucleotides. RefSeq names its product MDS1 and EVI1 complex locus (gene mecom). The coding region runs from base 903 to 4055 and encodes 1050 amino acids. Lineage: Eukaryota; Metazoa; Chordata; Actinopteri; Osmeriformes; Osmeridae. The transcript is spliced from 16 exons. The record is from RefSeq and is a predicted model, not a curated record.
UAAUGUUUAUGCAGCCUAGACAAACUCCGAGAAGCCCAUCCCGACCUCCCAGUGACCUCUCCUCUCAACCUGGCCUCUGUCCCAUCCCAUAACAUUUGGGCUACUGCGAAGAGUGGUGCUUCCGACCGCGGACAGGCGAGAUACUUCGUUGUGCAUUGCUCUCAAUGGAUGGGCGAGCAAGAUCCUCUUUAAGAGACAGUCCGUGAAACAGAAACACACACACAUCACACAGCACGGGACGCGCAAGUAAGUGGGCGAUCCUUCGAUCUCACUAUCACGCGCUGGGGGAAGAAAAGAGACAAGUUUAAUCGUCGCGCGCUCUGUCAUGGGAUACCUGGGAGCUUUGAAACUUGCAGAGAAGAGCGGACGAGUUCGCUCACGAGCUGAAGUUGGACCAAGUUGUUGUUCCGAGGGAUUUUGGUGUCUAAAUGAUAUGUGAGAAAGUGCGCGGAGCAAACGUCUGGUACUUUAUGUGGAAGGGAGAUACAACACCGUGAUAGCCUUCGUAGUUUUUCCAACAAUGGUAUUCUCAAGAACACUGGGCACGAGUACACAUGGACCAGAACUAAAGCGUGAUUACAUUUUCAUUUAUUUGUGAACGUUUCAAAUGUUCGUAGACCAACUAAGCGGACUAAAAAUCAAAUAAAAAUCCAUCAAAACUUAAUAGAGGUUUUCGGAUCGCAUCUUCCGUGUGGUGCAAGGGAGUUUCUACGAUCUUGGACGGGUUGGGCCGUGUCAAGUUCUGCGUGGAUGCUAGCGAGCCUCGAGUGGGGAGCUGGCUGAAGCACGUCCAGUUCUCUCCUGUCACCCAGCAGCCCAACCUGAACGCCUGUCAGGUAGAUGACCAGAUCUUUUACACGGCAAUCAGAGAGAUCCACCCAGGAGAAGAGUUACUGCUGUUCAUGAAGGCAGAGGACUAUCUAUGUGACAACAUGGCCCCUGACAUAGACGAGGAGAGGCAGUACCAGUGUGAAGAUUGCGAGCAGCACUUUGACUCUCAGUCGGAGCUGCAGGAGCACCAGAAGAGCCCGUGUGGCACGCCUCCCUCCUCCUUCCUGCAGGGGGACAGCGACCUGGAUGCCCCUGAGGACCAGGACUACCCCAGCCUGGCCCACGGCCUGCAGGAAUGCAAGGAGUGCGAGCAGGUGUUCCCCGACUCCCAGAGCCUGGAAGCUCAUGCUCUGUCACACUCAGAAGAGAGGGAGUACAAGUGUGACCAGUGUCCCAAGGCCUUUAACUGGAAAUCCAACCUGAUUCGUCAUCAGAUGUCACAUGACAGCGGCAAACACUACGAAUGUGAGAACUGCUCCAAGCAGGUGUUCACUGACCCCAGCAACCUGCAGAGGCACAUCCGCUCGCAGCAUGUUGGGGCGCGGGCCCACGCCUGCCCCGACUGUGGCAAGACCUUCGCCACGUCCUCGGGCCUCAAGCAGCACAAGCACAUCCACAGCAGCGUCAAGCCCUUCAUAUGUAAGUCACUAAGACCCUUCAUAUGUGAGGUGUGCCACAAGUCCUACACCCAGUUCUCCAACCUGUGCCGCCACAAGCGCAUGCACGCAGACUGCCGCACUCAGAUCAAGUGCAAGGACUGCGGCCAGAUGUUCAGCACCACCUCUUCCCUCAACAAGCACCGCCGCUUCUGCGAGGGCAAGAAUCAUUUCACAACAGGGGGGUUAUUCGCUCAGGGCAUGGCCCUACCUGGGGUUCCCGCCAUGGACAAGUCCAGUCUUGGAGCCAUGGGCCACACCAGCGCUGGGCUGGCUGACUACUUUGGGGCCAACAGGCAUCACAGCGGCCUGACCUUUCCGGCUGCGCCUGCCUUUCCUUUCAGCUUCCCUGGUCUGUUUCCCUCUGGACUGUACCACAGACCCCCUCUGAUCCCUGCCAGCUCCCCGCUCAGACGAGCCCCAGGUCCAGGCAGUAAGAGCCCGCUGCUGCCCCCCAGCCCUGGUGCUCACGAGGCCCGCGAGAUGCUCAAGGCGCUGCACAAGGAGUCACCUGUCAGUGACUCGCAGGGGGCGGAGCGUCAUGCUCAGAGCUCCUCCAAUCAGAGGCACGGCAACAAGAUCAGUGACCAAUCAGAGAGCAGCGACCUAGAUGACGUCAGCACUCCCAGUGGCAGCGACCUGGAGAGCUCGUCUGGGUCUGAGCUGGACAGUGACAUGGAGAGUGAGAAGGAGAGGGUCAGGGAGAAUGGCAAGGGCUCCAAGAGAAAGGCUGUUGACCCCCAAUGCCCCAGCCUCACAGUCAGCAGUGGGCCUCAGGAUGUCCCUGCCCCCGCCCUGUUCCCCCCCUCCCUGGAUGAACACACAGCUGUGUCCGGGGCUGUGAAUGACUCCAUUAAGGCCAUUGCCUCGAUUGCUGAGAAGUACUUUGGCUCCACCGGGCUGGCGGGCCUGCAGGACAAGAAGGUGGGGGCUCUGUCGUACCCGUCCAUGUUCCCCCUGCCCUUCUUCCCUGCAUUCUCCCCUCCGGUCUACCACUUCCCUGACAGGGAACUCAGACCUCCCAUCCUCAAGGGGGAGCCCAAGUCCCCUGUAGACGAAGCCAAGAAGGGCCAGAGCAGGACCUCUGAGUCGCCCUUCGACCUCACCACCAAGCGGAAGGAAGAGAAGCCCCUGUUCACCCCCUCCAAACCCGAGGCGCCGCCCUCCACCAAUCAGGACCAGCCCCUGGACCUGAGCAUGGGCGCCAGGGUCCGUGGGAGCAGGAAAGAGGUGUCGGAGAAGAGCGGCCUGUUUGGAGACGACAAGUCGGGGGUGGAGCUGCCCAAAGCGGACGCUUCUCUCCAGCACGCUAGGCCCACUCCCUUCUUCAUGGACCCUAUUUACAGCAGGGUUGAGAAGAGGAAGAUGACAGACCCGUUUGAGGCUCUGAAAGACAAGUACAUGCGUCCCAACCCGGGAUUCCUGUUUCAUCCUCAGUUCCGUAUGCCAGACCAGAGGACCUGGAUGUCAGCCAUUGAGAACAUGGCUGAGAAGCUGGAGACGUUUGGUUCCCUGAAGCCAGAGUCAGGUGACCUCCUGCGCUCGGUCCCCUCCAUGUUUGACUUCAGAGCUCCGACGAACGCCCUCCCGGAAACGUUGCUGCGCAAGGGCAAGGAGCGCUACACCUGCAGGUACUGUGGCAAAAUAUUCCCUCGCUCCGCCAACUUGACCCGCCAUCUCCGGACACACACAGGAGAGCAGCCAUACAGGUGUAAAUACUGUGACCGCUCCUUCAGCAUCUCCUCCAACCUGCAACGACACAUCCGCAACAUCCACAACAAGGAGAAGCCCUUCAAGUGUCACCUGUGUGACCGCUGUUUUGGCCAGCAGACCAACCUGGACCGCCACCUGAAGAAGCACGAGAACGGUAACGUCUCAGGCACCGCUAUGUCCUCCCCUCGCUCUGAGCUGGACAGUAGCAGUGCUAUACUAGACGACAAGGAAGACUCCUACUUCAAUGAAAUACGAAACUUUAUCGGCAAUACAGGCCAGAGACAGGCAUCUCCUGACCAUUCUGAGGAAGGGUUGAAUGGGCAGGAGAAGCCCCUCCAGGCUACCCGGGGGUCCCGCGACCCAGAGGAUGGGGAGGAGCUUGUUGGCCCCGACGAUGAGGAAGACGAGGAGCACAGUGAUUCUGCCGGGAAACCGGGAGAUGAAACACUUCCCUGUAACCAUGACGAUGACGACGUUGUGCAAGACGACAUCGACUUCGAGGGAGCGGAUGAUGUGGACCUGAGCUGCAAACCGUCUCCACGGAGCAGGUAUGAGGAGGAUGAUCAGAGUGGAUACUCAGCGCUCGAUCACAUCCGCCAGCUCUCUGACAUGCAUAAGAUGGAGGAGAGCGAGUUCAGUGAUGGUGACGCAGCCUCCUUCAGCUCCUCUAGUCUGGUGGAGACCAUCAAACAGCCCCUGUACAGGAAGUCCAAGUCCCAGGCCUAUGCCAUGAUGCUCUCCCUGGCUGACAAGGAUGCGCUCCACCCGGCCUCUCACUCCCCCGCCAGCAUGUGGCACAGCCUAGCCCGUGCUGCCGCUGAGUCCAGCGCCAUCCAGUCCCUCAGCCAUGUAUGAUAGCCCCCCUCUGACCCCGACCUAUGGCACUGGGAGCCCCCUGGGCCGGCGGCAAGGUCUGUGGAGCCUGGCUCAUCAGAGACUGCUGAGCAGAACGCCUCUGGCAGGGUCGCCCCAGACCCGCGCCGCCCAAACAGCCCACCACCGCUACAUCCGGUUACCCUCGUUAAUAUUGACAAUGAUGAUAGUGAUGAUAAUAAUGACAAUAAUAAUGCUGAAUAAUAAUAGCUGUAUUUAUUCCGUUUGAGUUUCUAUGUUUUGCACAGCAAAGGCAGCUGUUGGACAGGGGGGAUGGAGGUUAACCACAUGCUUACGUGUCUGAAGCGUCUGUUAUCCAAUAGGAAGAGCCGAGCCCACUAGACGUGUGUUAGGGUUGUAUUUGAACACCUAAUUCAGAGUGCCCCACCGUUUCCUUAACCUUGCCCCCUCCUCAUCGUGACCUCCCGGAGCCCCCCGGAGAAGCAAAGCUGGCCCUAGAGAUAGUAUACUUUGCGAAGAUGUUUGGAAAGGUGGGGUUGAAUUGCAGACGGUUUUUCACAUGAAAGUCUCUCCUGAGUUUCAGACACAAGGGCAUUCACUACAUCACCACGGUUACAGUCUCUAAAGAUCUAAAAGAAAGGAAAUAGUUUAAAAAACAGUGACCAGACCAGCCUUCUACAUUGCCUGUUAUUUUGCCGAGGUGCUUGUGUCUGCACAAUCCAAGCACUGCACACAAGACUGUCAACUGCUCUCCAUCCUGCCCACCUGUGCAUCUGUGAAAAGAUAUAAAUAGAUUGUCUUUUUAGUGGAAGAAAACCACGUUUUUUUUACUGAGUAGCAAGUACUGAGAUGUAUUGUCGUUCUUUAAACCCCCACAAAGCCUCUCCCUCUUUAGCCCAAACUCACAGUAGUCAGCCGAUCAUACCACUACAUAGCCUAAAUGGUAGUUGUUAGCGACUCGAUCUUUGUGUGUCUUUCUUUUUUUUUUAGACAAUCAUGAUUCUUUUUUUUUUUUUUUGUCAUUUAUGUCGGUGUUGUUGUUGUUGCUGUUGUACGUUGAGAAUUGUAUUUAUUUCUUGGCAAACUGUAGUUUGUUUACUGAAUAGUACUGCUCUCCCCUCUGUACAGAGGACUUCCACGGAGCUCGAUCCAGAGUUCUGUGGGGUUUGUAGAAUAUGUCUGAGUGCCGGAUAGUAUUAAACACCAUUCUCUCUUAUUCUUCUAAUGAAACAGGUCCAUGCAUAGAUAUUAACUCGUUUUUUGUAUGAAAAUGAACUGAUUCAAAUGUAAGAAAAUGAAAAAUCCUUAUAAAGAAUGAUCAAAUAAAAAUGGCAUCAUUUCUUCAUUAAAGCAUGAUUGGUCUGAUUAGAUCUAUGUCUGACGUUUUUUACGGUUGUCUGCAAGCUUGUGUGAUGUUGAGUCCAUGUUAAUCCCUUGUGCCAGACCUAUAAGAAAUAACAGAUUAUAUACGUUGAUCCAUUUUGAGGGACCAGAUUGUUGUUUUUUGUCGUCGUUGUUUUGUUUAUAAUCCGUUUUAAAAAGUAAUCAGCAAGUUGAGGUACUUUGUUUAUGCUUUCUACAAUGUAACUGUAAUGCAUUUCAAUUCAAUACUGUGGGAGGAGCAACUAAGAAAUAAAGGACUACAAAGUAC